Messenger RNA from Rana temporaria (common frog), 2741 nucleotides. RefSeq names its product proprotein convertase subtilisin/kexin type 1 (gene PCSK1). Gene Ontology annotation, biological process: protein processing. The transcript is spliced from 15 exons. The coding region runs from base 100 to 2337 and encodes 745 amino acids. The record is from RefSeq and is a predicted model, not a curated record. NCBI's taxonomy places the organism in Eukaryota, Metazoa, Chordata, Amphibia, Anura, Ranidae. Gene Ontology annotation, molecular function: serine-type endopeptidase activity. Gene Ontology annotation, cellular component: Golgi membrane; trans-Golgi network.
UGAUCUCCUGUUCUUUUUUUUUUUCUAUUUGUAAUAUAUAUUUUUUCAGCCAUCAGGUACUGUUUGAACAGUGUGGACAUUGUACAGAUACAUACUGAAAUGGAAGGAGGAUGCUGGCCCUACAAGUACAUUGCUUUAGUGUCUGUCUUUUCAUGCUGCUUAGGAUUCGUGGCUGCUGUAGAAAGGCGAUAUGUGAAUGAAUGGGCUGCAGAGAUCCCUGGAGGUCCAGAGGAAGCACUGGCAUUAGCCGAUGAACUGGGCUAUGACUACGGUGGGCAGAUUGGAUCGCUUCCAAACCAUUUUUUAUUUAAACAUAGGGAUCAUCCCAGGAGAUCACGGAGAAGUGCCCCACGCAUUACAAAGCGGUUGUAUGAUGAUAACCGGGUCUCGUGGGCAGAACAGCAGUAUCUCAAGCAAAGGACUAAACGAGGCUAUGUGAUGAAUACAGACUCAGAAGACCUUUUUAAUGAUCCUUUGUGGAAAAAUCAGUGGUAUUUGAGAGACACAAGAGUCAACCCAAAGUUGCCAAAGCUGGAUUUACAUGUCAUACCAGUCUGGAGAAAGGGAAUAACUGGGAAAGGCAGUGUUGUAACCGUUCUUGAUGAUGGGCUGGAAUGGAACCAUACAGAUAUCUAUGCAAACUAUGAUCCAGAAGCAAGUUAUGACUUUAAUGAUAAUGACAAAGACCCGUUCCCAAGAUAUGACAUUACAAAUGAGAACAAGAAGUCAACAAGACAAUAUUUUCGGCGACAUGGAACGAGAUGUGCAGGAGAAGUUGCAAUGGUUGCAAACAACCACAAAUGUGGAGUUGGUGUUGCUUAUAAUGCCAAAGUAGGAGGGAUUCGGAUGUUAGAUGGAGUUGUUACAGAUGCCAUUGAAGCCAGCUCUAUUGGAUUUAAUCCUCAGCAUGUAGAUAUUUACAGUGCCAGCUGGGGACCAAAUGAUGAUGGAAAAACAGUAGAAGGCCCUGGAAGAUUAGCAGAAAAGGCCUUUGAGUAUGGCAUCAAACAGGGGCGAAAUGGAAAAGGCUCAAUCUUCGUUUGGGCUUCUGGUAAUGGUGGCAGACAGGGAGAUAACUGUGACUGCGAUGGAUACACAGACAGUAUUUACACCAUCUCAAUCAGCAGUGCGUCACAGCAAGGACUAUCUCCCUGGUAUGCAGAAAAAUGUUCCUCCACAUUAGCCACAGCAUACAGCAGUGGAGACUACACUGACCAGAGGAUUGUAAGCGCUGAUCUACAUAAUGACUGCACAGAAACACAUACUGGCACCUCUGCUUCCGCUCCAUUGGCUGCUGGGAUCUUCGCUCUUGCUCUCGAACAAAAUCCUAACCUCACAUGGAGGGAUAUGCAACACCUAGUUGUCUGGACAAGCGAGUAUGAUCCUCUAGCAAAUAAUCCCGGCUGGAAGAAGAAUGGAGCAGGUCUUAUGGUCAACAGUCGCUUUGGGUUUGGACUACUGAAUGCUAAGGCCCUUGUGGAUUUAGCUGAUCCUAAAAUAUGGAAAACUGCACCCGAGAAAAAAAUCUGCAUUAUUAAAGACAGUGACUUUACCCCCAGACUUUUUAGAUCUGUGGAUGAAAUUACAAUUGAGAUCCCCACAAAGGCAUGUGAAGGCCAAGAUAAUUAUAUCAAGUCUCUGGAGCAUUUACAACUGGAAGCCACUAUCGAGUAUACACGUCGAGGAGAUCUUCAUAUUACACUAAUUUCCCCGUCAGGAACCAAGACAGUCCUUCUGACUGAAAGAGAAAGAGACACAUCGACCAAUGGUUUCAAAAACUGGGCGUUUAUGUCUGUCCAUAGCUGGGGAGAAGAUCCAGCUGGAACCUGGACUGUCAAAAUCACUGAUGUGUCUAAAAGAUUGGAAAAUGAAGGAAGAAUAGUUAACUGGAAACUUGUUCUGCAUGGAACAUCUACCCGCCCAGACCACAUGACAAAUCCCAGAGUGUAUACUUCUUACAAUGUGGUUCAGAAUGACCGAAGAGGUGUAGAGAAGUUAACAAACGUUGACAAGGACUCUUCCAAUGAACAAAUAGUUACAGAGAAACCUACAGAAAAUGAAGAACCAGAAGAUCCCGUGAAAGCAAAAGCCAUGUUGCAUCUUCUGAAGAAUGCUUUUGACAGAGAAGGUGCUCCAUUUGCAGAGGAACAGGCUCAAAUUCCUAAGACCCAUUAUUAUCAUGCUCUGCAAAAACUGUACAAGCAGUCAGGUACAAAGGACAGAGGGAACAAUCUAUACAAUGACUAUAUUGACCGAUUCUAUAAUAGAAGACCCUAUAAGCAUAGAGAUGAUCGAUUAUUACAAGCUCUCCUGAAUAUUGUAGACAAGGAUUCGUAGGAUUAAAUUUAUCUUACAGUUGGAAACAUGCCUCCAUCCAAUACAUUUUGAUCUCCAUUACCCCAGAUUUCCAUACAAUUCUGUUAAAAUGACAAAAAAAUUUUUUUGGAAUACGCUAAAUGUUAGAAAAUGCUCCAGCUGGAAAAAGAAGUGUCCGUGAAUUUAUAUAUAUAGUCAAUGAAAUUAGCAGCAUAUCAUAAUUGUGUGUAAAGUGACUAUUGGGAGCCAGUGCUGUAAUUAAGUGCCAUAAAAGCCAAAGGGAAAUGUUUAUAGACACGGUGCACUGUCUGCUUUGGAAAAUCAGGGCAGUUAAGAUGUGUACAAUCAGUAAUGCCUUGUACACACGAUUGAAAUUUCCGAUGAAAAAAGUCUGACGGAAUUUUUUCAUCGGAUAUUCCGACCGU